UUCACAGAAAAGGAGAUAGUAGCCUUUCAAGCCAGAGCUAAUACAAGACAAGUGGGCAUACCUAAACAUCACACCGUCAAGUUUGGUUUGGUGAUAACCAAUAUUGGUGGAGGAUACAACAAUAAUACAGGGCAGUUUACAGCGCCUGUGAAGGGGGUAUAUUUCUUUGACUGGACCAUGGUGGUGGAUAAUGGAGAUAUGUUCUUCACAGAGCUAGUCAAAAACGGAAAUAUUGUGGGGUACAAUCACUGUGCUGCUAGGAGGCAUAGCUUUGAAAAGUCCUGUACCGCCACUGCAAGGAUAGAAUUACAAAUGGGAGAUAAAGUUUGGGUGAGAACAUCCAGUUUUGGGUCAGAUGCCCAUUCUGUUUGGCCCACAUUUGGAGGACAUAAGUUGUAAAGGAAUUAUAAAUCGUUUUAUAAAAUAAAGAUAACGAUGAAUCAAGAAUUACAUGUGCAUUUCUUCUUUAUUUUAACAGGAAAAUGCCGUUUUAGAUCUAGUCAAUGUAGGAUGCACUAUGAAUUUAGUCACAUACAAGAGUUCAAUGUUACAACGCACUUUGAAAAAUUACGCACUUUGAACAAAAAUUUCAAAGUGUGUUAAAUUUGGAACCAAACUAAGGUACUUUGAAAGAAAUUAAAUUCCUUUUCAAUGUACGUUAACAUCGACCAUAUUAACGUACUUGGAAAAAAAUGUAAAGCUUGAUCAAUAUUCUUACAAAUUAUGGGUUGGACAAAUAAUUGACCCUGGUUGGAUAAUUUUUUUUAUGAUAAGGUGUCUUAAGAACCUGAGAUGUGAUGUUUAAAUAUUUUAGGUUUCGAUAAUUGUUAUCAAAAUGAAAUUGGUCAUUUGGAAAAAAAAAAUAUAGAGAUGAUUGUUUAAUAUCAUUAUUUCGAUUCAUUUUAAAAUUUUUAGUCUGUAA
This is a messenger RNA of Saccostrea cuccullata (small rock oyster), 922 nucleotides long. RefSeq names its product complement C1q-like protein 2. Gene Ontology annotation, molecular function: protein binding. The annotation marks the transcript as partial. The transcript has a single exon. The record is from RefSeq and is a predicted model, not a curated record. Lineage: Eukaryota; Metazoa; Mollusca; Bivalvia; Ostreida; Ostreidae.